This is a messenger RNA of Chroicocephalus ridibundus (black-headed gull), 639 nucleotides long. RefSeq lists its product as uncharacterized. NCBI's taxonomy places the organism in Eukaryota, Metazoa, Chordata, Aves, Charadriiformes, Laridae. The record is from RefSeq and is a predicted model, not a curated record.
AUGCCACUCAUUGGCUUCAACUCUAUUGCACCAUUUAGCAACAGGACCAGUCCUGCUGUCACUCUUGCCACCUGCUGUGUUGUACUACUCUACUACCUGCAACCUGCAGUAACCGAUGACAGCCGCAUCCUGGCUUGUAUCAGGAACAGUGGCCAGCAGGAGCAGGGAAGUGAUCGUGCCUCUGUACUCGGCACUGGCGAGGCCUCACCUCGAGUGCUGUGUCCAGUUCUGGGCCCUCUGUACAAGAGGGACAUUGAAGUGCUGGAGCGUGUCCAGAGGAGAGCGACCAGGCUGGUGAGGGGUCUGGAGACCAGGUCAUAUGAGGAGAGGCUGAGGGAGCUGGGCAUGUUUAGCUUGGAGAAGAGGAGGCUGAGGGGAGACCUCAUUGCCCUCUACAGCUACCUGAAAGGAGGUUGUGGAGAGGUGGGUGCUGGCCUUUUCUCCCAGGUGAAUAAUGACAGGACCAGAGGAAAUGGUCUGAAGCUGCAGCAGGGGAGGUUUAGGUUAGAUAUUAGGAAGAAUGACUUUACUGAAGGAGUGGUCAGGCACUGGAACAGCCUGCCCAGGGAGGGGGUUAAGUCACCAUCCCUAGAGGUAUUUAAGAAACGUCUAGAUGUGGCACUUCAGGGCAUGCUCUAG